Molecule: messenger RNA, 3180 nt
Organism: Spea bombifrons (plains spadefoot toad)
Lineage: Eukaryota; Metazoa; Chordata; Amphibia; Anura; Pelobatidae
Gene: PALS1
Product: protein associated with LIN7 1, MAGUK p55 family member
Exons: 14
Coding region: 277-2295 (672 amino acids)
Biological process (GO): establishment or maintenance of polarity of embryonic epithelium; generation of neurons; establishment or maintenance of epithelial cell apical/basal polarity
Cellular component (GO): adherens junction; plasma membrane
Molecular function (GO): protein binding
Source: RefSeq, a predicted model, not a curated record
CGCAUAGAAAAAACGUCACUGCAGCGAAACUGAGCCGGGGAAGUUUUUUUUGUUUGUUUUUUUUUUUUUUAAUUUUUUUUAAGCAGCGCUGGUCCUGGAAUAUAGCUGCAUUCCAAAUCCUGAAAGCAUAGUCAAUACCCCGCGCCUCGAGGUAACCAUUUGGUGUUUCAAGUGUUGCAUGUGGUCCACAAGACAAUUUUUACAAUGGAAUAUAUUUGUGUAGACUUUUGGACAAGCACUGCAAUAUAAAUACUACAGAAUUUCCUUCAGGGAGUCAUGACUACUUCUCAUGUGAACGGACAUGUAGCGGAAGACUCUGACAGUGAGAAACGAACUGCAGAUCUUUUAGCAGAAGAGCCACAGAAACACAGAGAGAUGGCAGUGGACUGUCCUGAUUUGGGUACGAGAGCAAUGCCGAUACGCCGGAGUGCUCAGCUUGAACGGAUCAAGCAACAGCAGGAAGAUAUGCGUCGUAGACGUGAGGAAGAAAAGAAGCAAGAGCUAGAUGUUAAUUCCUCCGUAAGGCUAAAGAAAUUGGCACAAGUUUUCCCAAAAAGUGGAAUUGAUAAUCCAAUUUUUGAUACAGAGGAAGGACUGAUCCUGGAAAGUCCUGGUCAUGCUGUGAAAGUAUUAGAAAUAGAACAUUUGCUUUCUUCGCUGAAAGAAAUUCAACACACCUUGGUAGACUCUCAGAGUCAGGAAGAUCUUCAUUUAUUACUACAGCUGGUACAAAAUGCUGACUUUAGGAAUGCCUUCAAGAUUCAUAAUGCUGUGGCAGUGCACAUGAACAAAGCCAGUCCUCCAUAUCCGCUUACUCCUAAUUUGCAGGAACUAGCCCAAGAGGUGCAGUAUUUAUUUAAAGCAACUCGCCUGAAGGAAGGUCAAGAACUUAAUUCUUUGCUAAAUGGACCACAUUUUCAGGCCCUUCUUUUGACUCAUGACAAAGUUGCAGAGCAAGAAAUGAUGCCAGAGCCAGAUUCAGAAGACAGGUUUUAUGACACUAUUGGGAAAUAUGUAGAUGAAAGUGUUAAGAUUGUUAGAAUUGAGAAAGCAAGAGAUAUACCAUUGGGAGCUACAGUGAGAAAUGAGCUGGACUCUGUUAUUAUCAGCCGAAUCGUGAAAGGUGGUGCAGCUGAAAAGAGUGGAUUGUUGCAUGAAGGUGACGAAAUCCUUGAAAUAAAUGGUAUAGAGAUUCGUGGGAAGGAUGUCAACGAGGUUUUUGAGCUUUUGGCUGAUAUGCAUGGCACCCUGUCGUUUGUACUAAUUCCUAGUCAACAAGCAAAGCCACCUCCUAGUAAAGACACUGUGGUACAUGUAAAAGCACAUUUUGACUAUGACCCAUCAGAUGACCCCUAUGUUCCCUGUAGAGAGUUGGGUCUUUCAUUUCAAAAGGGUGACAUACUCCAUGUCAUUAGCCAGGAUGAUCCUAACUGGUGGCAGGCAUACAGGGAUGGUGAUGAAGACAACCAGCCUCUAGCUGGGCUUAUACCAGGAAAGAUUUUUCAGCAGCAGAGGGAAGCUAUGAAGCAAACAAUAGAAGAAGACAAGGAGCCAGAGAAAUCAGGGAAAUUAUGGUGUGCAAAGAAAAAUAAGAAGAAACGAAAAAAGAUUUUGUACAAUGCUAAUAAAAAUGAUGAUUAUGAUAACGAAGAAGUAUUAACUUACGAAGAGAUGUCCCUAUAUCACCAACCAGCAAACCGAAAGAGACCAGUUGUUCUCAUAGGACCACAAAACUGUGGACAAAAUGAGUUGCGUCUCAGACUGAUGAACAGUGAAGCAGAUAGAUUUGCAGCUGCUGUGCCUCAUACCUCUCGGAAUAGAAGAGAUAAUGAGGUGACAGGACGAGAUUAUCACUUUGUAUCACGGCAGACAUUUGAAGCAGACAUUGCUGCUGGGAAAUUUAUUGAAUUUGGAGAGUUUGAGAAAAAUCUAUAUGGCACCAGUAUUGACUCUGUGAGGCAGGUUAUUAAUUCUGGCAAGAUUUGCCUUUUAAGUCUUCAUACACAGACUUUGAAAAUGCUACGCAAUUCUGAUUUGAAGCCAUAUAUUAUAUUUAUUGCACCACCUUCCCAAGAGAGACUGCGUGCUUUACUGGCCAAGGAAGGUAGAAAUCCAAAGCCAGAAGAACUCAGAGAAAUAAUUGAAAAAGCAAGAGAAAUGGAGCAAAACAAUGGUCACUAUUUCGAUACUGCAAUUGUGAAUACAGACUUAGACAAGGCUUAUCAUGAACUUCUUCGAUUAAUCAAUAAGCUGGACACUGAGCCUCAAUGGGUUCCGUCUUCGUGGCUGCGAUAAAGAUGGCUAAUUUCUUAUGAUCAUGGGGCUUUGCGAUCUAUAUACUUAUAUUUGAGCACUGGAACCCAGUUAAUGUCAAAAGUAUUAAUUUUGCAUUAAAUGUAGUAGUAUAUGACCAGAUCAGAUAUACUAAGCUUUGUCUUGCGGAGCCUUUGGAGAUUCUGUGAUCUGAUGCCAUGAAAUAUUAUACAUGAAUGUUAGGCCGAGAACAGUUAUGCGUUGUGAUAUCCUCUCCUUAAAGAUUCCAGUAUAUGAUUAAAGUUGAAUGUGACAUUUGGUAGUAUGGUUCAAGAGACAUGUCAUUGUCAUAAUAACUCCCCAUUUUAUAUUCACUAAUCCAGUGUUGAUUGGCACAUUAAAUCAGUGUAUGUCUGAAAUUAAUGUGCUUCUUGUAGAUCCUUAUAGUCUGGUUUGUGUAAAGAAAAAAAAAAAAAAAACAUGCCAGCACAUGUAUCACAUGCGUGUUAUUGUGGAUCUGAAAUCGUUGCAUGUGUAUAAAUAUAGAGUUAACAAAGAUUGGGAAUUUCUUUGGCUGGAUGCAAAGAUACAGUAUAGAUUGUAAUCUAGCAAUAUAAUGUAGUAAUAUACCUGGCAGCAGGAACAUUAUCUUGCUGUAUUUGUAGUAUGUUUUUUUUAUUGCUUGGGACUUAAACAUUCCAGUUUAAGAAAGCAGUGAUGUCAACUAUUUUAAUCUUUUAAAAUCAGAAAAGAAUCUCCACCUUAGAAAUUGGAAUUGUGCAGUUGUAUAAAGUGUGAAAUUUAUCAGUUCAAACCUACUGAUGCGUCUGAAUUAAUAGUGUUUGUUUCUGCAACUAAACUCUUAAACAUUUAUCAAAGGAUAUUGAUGCAAAACAUAAAUGUUUAAAUAUAUCAUUUUAUAUAGUG